GUCCUUUUAUUUUUGCCUCUGGUGGAUGAGAGAUACAGGGAGAUUUUCUUGCAACAUUUCCUCUCCGUUUUCUGCUUUUGUUAUAUUCUUUUUUCUCUCUCUCCCCCGGGGCUUCGAUUUCGCGAGACGACUGUUGGGAGAUGGGAGAAGUGACGGUGAGCAGCGAGGAGGUGGUGGAGGUUAAGGAGACGGCAGCGGAGGGCGGCGAAGAUAAGCUGCAGCGGCGGCGGAGGCGGCGGAAGGACGCCGGAGAGGGCGACGAUGGUGACGGUCUGGUGAAGUGGGAGAGGUUUCUGCCGAAGAUUGCCUUAAGGGUUCUGCUAGCGGAAGCCGACGAUUCGACCAGACAGAUAGUCGCAGCUCUUCUCAGGAAAUGCGGUUACAGAGUUGCUUCCGUUUCCGAUGGCUUGAAGGCAUGGGAGAUGCUGAGAGGAAGGCCAGAAAGUGUAGAUCUGAUAUUAACCGAGGUGGAUCUGCCCUCGAUAUCCGGAUACGCUCUUCUAACGCUCAUCAUGGAACACGAGACCUGCAAGAACAUUCCUGUCAUAAUGAUGUCGACGCAGAACUCGGUCAGUACCGUGUAUAAGUGCAUGUUGAGAGGGGCAGUCGAUUAUCUUGUCAAGCCGUUGAGGAGGAACGAGCUCAGAAAUCUGUGGCAACAUGUCUGGAGAAGACAACGCUCAUUUGCUGGCGGGGACUUGCAACCGGACGAGAGUGUCGGACAGCGGAAGGUAGAGGCCACGCCUGAAAACAAUUCCACAAGUAACAAUGGAAACGCCAUUGCGAGAGAUGAGCGGCCAAUAACCGGUAAAAGAAGCGAUGCCCAGAGCUCAUGUACAAGGCCGGAUCUUGAAGACGAGAGUCCUGAUGUGGAUAAAAACCCGAGAGACUUGUUGCAGAAGAAGAUUGGCAAGUCUCUGCUCAACGAUACGCAAGUUCCGGAGAAUGAGGCACACGAUGGCACUCGGGGUGUCGAGAACAAAGCCGGUGAUAAGAGCGACUCGUGUAAAGCAGCCUCGGACUUCAUGGAAGUACCUUUUAGAAGAAACGGCGAAUGUAACGGAGAAAGAAGUUCUCGGCUAGAGCUUGAUCUCUCUUUGAGAAGAUCCAAUGCGUCCGAGAAUGCGUCUUCCGCUGAACAGCCCAGUCUCUGGCCAUCUAGUGCCUCGGCUUUCACACGGUAUGUUCACAGGUCAUUGCAGAUGCAUAGUCCAAUCUCUCCAGCGUUUCCGAAUCAAAGCCAAUGUGCGGUGGAAAAUCAAGACGGUAAAAGUCCAUCCGAGACCGCAACUUUCGACCGUUCAAAAUCAUCCGAACCGACUCCAAGUGGCCUGAGAAACUACCAGACCACCUUUUGUGCCAGAGCAAAUGCACCAGAACCGCCGCCACCGCCGCCGCGCGUCGGGACAAACCCGUGGCUCCGUGCUCCGAUUCCUGUAAAGGGUAUAUGGUUCGGCAGUCAAAGCUCAGGUUACACAUCUGCCUUGGUGCCCGUUCUCAUCGCUCAAUCAAACCCUUCGCCAACUCCGAGCCCUGGUUGCUCUGUUAGCCCACAGGAGUAUAGUUCCCGAUUUCACUCACUUCCUCGGUCUAACCUGGAAAACGGUAUACCCGAAUGUUCGCAAGCGAGAGACGGUUAUGUUAACCACUCCUCGAUGAUGUCAAACCCAGUGGCAGAGAGGCUGGAUUCUGGGGAAGAGAGAAGAUACGUCUCUUCCGGGAGUACCAGCAAUGCUGAUCAGCAGCUGGAUAAGAAGAGCAGAGACGGAUUCCCAACACCAGACGGGGGAACUACUCGACGUUCUCAUCAACGGGAAGCCGCUCUUACUAAAUUCCGGAUGAAACGAAAAGAUAGAUGCUUCGAGAAAAAGGUGAGAUAUGAGAGCCGGAAAAAGCUGGCAGAGCAGCGGCCUCGGGUGAAAGGGCAAUUCGUACGCCAAGCUCGAGUUUCCGAGCCUUCAACAUCGACAUCGACACGAGAUCCAAAUGCAGCACCAGCUCAAGAUAACCCCUCGUGAGUUGCUGCUGGUUUCUUACUGUUCGUGGAUAGGAAUCAAGAACUUUGAUAUAUAUAUAUAUUACAAGUUUUGCGAUGAAAUGAGCGAGUGGAGGGUUCCAUCGUCGGAAAAGCUCGAGCCCUGAGGUUAUGGUUAUGGAUCGAUACUCGUCCACGGUCUCACUCACCAGACCGUCGACUGUAACCAAGUCCCCGGCCGACCAGACAGCGGUCGAGUGCCACGGCUGAAGGAAACGAACCUUAUGAGUGACGUGAUGAUAAUGCGGCGGCGCAUUCAGACUAACGCGUGCCACGUCAGAUUUCUGGUGACGGAAUCUUUAGACAGCUAAAAUUGGUGAUGACUUUGGUAGUUAGUUCGUGCAUUUUUGAAAAGUUGGUGAAUUGUUUUAGUUAAAUUAAAACUUACUACA
Molecule: messenger RNA, 2427 nt
Organism: Tarenaya hassleriana
Lineage: Eukaryota; Viridiplantae; Streptophyta; Magnoliopsida; Brassicales; Cleomaceae
Product: two-component response regulator-like APRR5
Exons: 8
Coding region: 141-2018 (625 amino acids)
Biological process (GO): cytokinin-activated signaling pathway; phosphorelay signal transduction system
Molecular function (GO): protein binding
Source: RefSeq, a predicted model, not a curated record